Messenger RNA from Populus nigra (black poplar), 2201 nucleotides. RefSeq names its product pyrophosphate--fructose 6-phosphate 1-phosphotransferase subunit alpha-like. The record is from RefSeq and is a predicted model, not a curated record. Gene Ontology annotation, cellular component: cytosol. Gene Ontology annotation, molecular function: 6-phosphofructokinase activity; diphosphate-fructose-6-phosphate 1-phosphotransferase activity; ATP binding. NCBI's taxonomy places the organism in Eukaryota, Viridiplantae, Streptophyta, Magnoliopsida, Malpighiales, Salicaceae. The transcript has 19 exons. Bases 133 to 1986 code for a protein of 617 amino acids. Gene Ontology annotation, biological process: response to glucose; photosynthesis; glycolytic process.
CUAUAAAAACCGUCUUUUUAAAGCAGAAGCAAGGAAGACUACCAAAAAAAAACGCCCGACCAACACACAGCUACCUGCACUCCUACUACCUGAACUCACCAACCAAACAACAAGAAGGAAAGGGCAAGAGGCAUGGAUUCCGAUUUCGGCAUCCCUAGAGAACUUUCCGAUCUCCAAAAACUCCGAUCUCUUUACCAGCCAGGACUCCCUCCCUGUCUUCAGGGAACUACCGUGAGGGUAGAAUUUGGGGAUGUAACCACAUGUGCGGACCCGGCUGAUGUCCACGCCAUAAGCCGAGCCUUUCCCCACACCUAUGGUCAGCCCUUGGCUCACUUCCUCAGGGCAACUGCUAAAGUCCCUGAUGCUCAGAUUAUAACCGACCAUCCUGCUGUCAGGGUGGGAAUAGUCUUCUGCGGGAGACAGUCUCCUGGAGGACAUAAUGUCGUAUGGGGUCUUCAAAACGCUCUUAAAAUCCAUAAUCCUAAAAGCACUUUACUUGGAUUUCUAGGAGGUUCUGAAGGUUUUUUUGCUCAGAAAACACUUGAAAUUACAGAUGACAUUCUUGAGACCUACAAAAAUCAAGGCGGUUAUGAUUUGCUGGGACGGACAAAAGAUCAAAUAAGAACAACCGAACAGGUUAGGGCAGCACUAACUGCGUGCAAAGAUUUGAAAUUGGAUGCCCUUGUUAUCAUUGGAGGAGUUACAUCAAAUACAGAUGCUGCUCAGCUUGCUGAAACAUUUGCUGUGGAAAAAUGCCAAACAAAGGUGGUUGGUGUUCCUGUUACUUUAAAUGGAGAUCUCAAGAAUCAAUUUGUGGAAACCAAUGUUGGUUUCGAUACAAUAUGCAAGGUUAAUUCCCAGCUCAUCAGCAAUGUGUGCACCGAUGCUCUCUCUGCAGAGAAGUAUUAUUAUUUCAUCCGGCUCAUGGGCCGAAAGGCAUCUCAUGUUGCUCUGGAAUGCACACUUCAGUCUCAUCCAAAUAUGGUUAUUCUUGGUGAGGAGGUGGCUGCAUCGAAGCUUACUCUUUUUGACUUGACCAAAAAAAUUUGCGAUGCAGUCCAAGCACGAGCAGAGCAAGACAAGAAUCAUGGAGUCAUUCUACUGCCAGAGGGACUCAUAGAAAGCAUUCCUGAGGUCUAUGCUCUCUUGAAGGAAAUACACAGUUUACUCAAGCAAGGUGUUGCUCCUGACAGCAUUUCAUCACAGCUUUCACCAUGGGCAUCUGCUUUACUUGAAUUUUUGCCACCCUUUAUCAAGAGAGAGCUGCUGCUUCAUCCUGAAUCAGAUGACUCAGCACAGUUAUCCCAGAUUGAAACAGAGAAACUUCUAGCACAUCUUGUGGAGGCAGAAAUGAACAGGCGGCUGAAAGAAGGGACAUAUAAGGGGAAGAAGUUCAAUGCUAUAUGCCACUUUUUUGGUUAUCAGGCCCGAGGGUCCUUACCAUCGAAAUUCGAUUGUGACUAUGCCUAUGUUCUUGGGCACAUCUGCUACCAUAUUUUAGCCGCUGGUUUGAAUGGUUACAUGGCCACAGUAAGUAACCUAAAGAAUCCCUCGAACAAGUGGCGUUGUGGUGCUGCUCCUAUUACAGCAAUGAUGACAGUGAAGCAUUGGGCUCAAAGCCCUGGUGCAUCUUCAAUUGGAAAACCUGCUAUUCAUCCAGCUACAGUGGAUUUGAAAGGCAAAGCAUAUGAGCUGCUGAGAGUAAAUGCAGGAAGAUUUUUGAUGGAAGACCUGUACAGAAAUCCAGGUCCCCUUCAAUUUGAUGGUCCUGGUGCUGAUUCUAAGGCUGUAUCUCUCUCUGUUGAAGACGCGGAUUACAUGGGCCGGAUCAAGAAACUGCAGGAAUACCUUGACAAGGUUAGAAACAUUGUGAAACCAGGGUGCUCUCAGGAUGUCCUGAAAGCUGCGUUGAGUGUCAUGUCUUCUGUGACAGAUGUUCUCUCUGUGAUGUCCUCAACCUCAUCCAGUGGCCUAACAACCCUUUAAGAGGACAGCUUCAAAUUUUCCUUUCCUCGAGCUACCUCUGUUGUUCCGUGGUUUGGCAAUUACGUACUCCUGUUGGAACACUUUGUGCCUUUUUUUCUUAAUUUUUAUUUGGAACAGUAGGUAAUUAGAUUGGUAAUAAGCCAACUUUUCUUCUUCUUUAAUCAGCUGUAACUUUCACGUGUGAGAAUAAUGAGGCAAAGUUGAAAUUUUGUUAA